Messenger RNA from Triticum turgidum subsp. durum (durum wheat), 2652 nucleotides. The record is from the annotation of a GenBank genome assembly. Lineage: Eukaryota; Viridiplantae; Streptophyta; Magnoliopsida; Poales; Poaceae.
AUGGGUAAGUCAGCCCCUGGCAGACCAGCCGGUCAACUGUAUGCAUCGGUUCCGAUCGAAACCAUUCGGGAUCCGGGGAAAAGGCAUCAAUCGAAGCACAGAGAUAAACUGAACAUAAACAAACACGCGAAGAACACAGACACCCGCACGCAGCCAAACCCGAAGGGCCAGAGCCACGCGCGACGAGAUCCCCAACCCCCCGAGCCAGAGCCGCCGCCGCCGACCAGAUCCGCCGCCCCACCGGAGGCGGCCAACACGGCGGCCGCCAGGAUGCUGCCCGACGGCGGCGGCGACGACGAGGAGCGCUGGCUCGCUGAGGGCAUCGCCGGCGUCCAGCAGAACGCCUUCUACAUGCACCGCGCCCUCGACUCGAACAACCUCAAGGACGCGCUCAAGUACUCGGCGCAGAUGCUCUCGGAGCUGCGCACCUCCAGGCUCUCCCCGCACAAGUACUACGAGCUAUACAUGAGGGCGUUCGAUGAGAUGCGGAAGCUGGAGAUGUUCUUCAGGGAGGAGACCCGCCGGGGCAGCUGCUCCGUGGUUGACCUCUACGAGCUUGUUCAGCAUGCUGGCAACGUGUUGCCGAGACUUUAUCUGCUCUGCACAGUAGGAUCUGUGUACAUUAAAUCAAAAGAGGCUCCCGCUAAAGAUGUUCUGAAAGAUCUUGUUGAAAUGUGUCGGGGCAUUCAACAUCCUCUUCGUGGACUUUUCCUAAGAAGUUACCUCUCUCAGAUAAGCCGAGACAAGCUACCUGAUAUUGGUUCAGAGUAUGAAGGGGAUGCUGAUAGCAUUAAUGAUGCAGUUGAAUUUGUUCUUCAGAAUUUCAUAGAAAUGAACAAACUCUGGGUUCGGAUGCAGCAUCAGGGGCCUGUUCGGGAGAAGGACAAGCGGGGGAAGGAAAGAAAUGAACUGCGUGAUCUGGUAGGCAAAAACCUUCACGUUCUAAGCCAAAUCGAAGGUGUUGACCUUGAAAUGUACAAAGAGAAUGUUCUUCCAAGGAUAUCAGAACAGGUAGUUAAUUGUAAGGACGAUCUUGCACAGUUCUACCUGAUGGACUGCAUAAUCCAAGUCUUUCCAGACGAAUACCAUCUACAGACAUUGGAAACAUUGUUGAGCGCCUUCCCCCAGCUACAGCCAAGUGUUGAUAUCAAAACGGUGCUAUCUCAACUCAUGGACAGAUUGUCAAACUAUGCUGCCACAAGUCCUGAAGUACUGCCAGAGUUUUUGCAAGUUGAAGCUUUUGCGAAGUUCAGCAAUGCUAUUGGAAAGGUGAUAGAAGCUCAAGUUGACAUGCCGGUUGUUGGAGCAGUAACUUUGUAUGUAUCACUCCUCACAUUUACUCUCCGUGUGCAUCCAGAUCGGCUUGAUUAUGUUGACCAAGUGCUGGGUGCAUGCGUGAAGAAACUUUCUGGCAAGGAAAAACUUGAAGAUAGCAGAGCAACGAAGCAAAUUGUUGCACUUCUUAGUGCUCCCCUGGAGAAAUAUAGUAAUAUUGUUACUGCAUUGGAGCUUUCAAAUUAUCCCCGGGUAAUGGAUUAUCUGGAUAAUGCUACAACAAAAGUGAUGGCUCUGGUAAUAAUUCAAAGCAUAAUGAAGAACACAACCUGCAUAUCUACUUCCGACAAGAUCGAGGCUCUUUUUGAUUUAAUUAAGGGCCUUAUAAAAGAUAUGGAUGGGGCUCAAGAUGAUGAGCUUGAUGAAGAGGAUUUUAAGGAGGAGCAGAAUUCUGUAGCACGCCUUAUUCACAUGUUGCACAAUGAUGAUCACGAUGAGAUGUUGAAGAUCUUAUGUACUGUUCAGAAGCAUAUACUUCAGGGAGGUCCCAAGCGUCUACCUUUCACUGUGCCGUCGUUAGUAUUCUCCGCUCUCAAGUUGGUCAGACGAUUACAAGGUCAAGAUGGAGAUGUCACUGGGGAGGAAGUUCCAGCAACUCCUAAGAAGAUAUUUCAGAUCUUGCAUCAGACUAUUGAAGCACUCCAAUGUAUUCCUUGUCCAGAAUUGUCUCUCAGAUUAUAUCUACAAUGCGCAGAGGCUGCCAAUGAUUGUGAUUUGGAACCGGUUGCUUAUGAGUUCUUUACUCAAGCAUUCAUCUUAUAUGAAGAAGAAAUAGCGGAUUCUAAGGCUCAAAUUACUGCACUUCACCUAAUAAUUGGAACCCUUCAGCGGAUGAAUAUAUUUGGGGUGGAAAAUAGAGACACCCUCACUCAUAAGACAACAGGGUACUCAGCAAAACUUCUAAAGAAGCCUGAUCAAUGCCGGGCAGUCUAUGCAUGUUCACACCUUUUCUGGACUGAUGACCAAGAUGGAAUCAUGGAUGGUGAAAGGGUCCUCCUUUGCUUAAAGCGUGCCUUGAGAAUUGCAAAUGCUGCUCAACAAAUGGCCAAUGUAUCAAAGGGAAGCAGCGGAUCUGUCAUUCUAUUCAUUGAAAUUUUGAACAAGUAUCUGUACUUCUUUGAGAAAGGAAUUCCACAAAUCACGAACACUGUCAUCCAAGAUUUGAUCGAACUGAUCAGGACAGAGAAGCAAAAUGACAGCAGUGCUUCUGAUCCAUCUGCCGAAGCUUUCUUUGCAAGCACUCUACGAUACAUCGAAUUCCAGAAGCAGAAAGGUGGAAGCAUAGGAGAAAAGUAUGAACAGAUAAAAGCUUCGUAA